AUGAGACAGUCAACAUGCAUGAAGACGAACCGUCUCUUGCCCUGCAGCGAGCGCCAGAAGGGCCCCAGAGGCGUCCCUGACAUCCAAUCAAGCCGCGGCCGCCAUCAACGCCUCCUUGUACGACGGCGAGCUGAGCGGAAGACGAACGAAGGCGUGAAGAACUGCUGUCCUGCCCCCGUAUCGACGAUCGCUCACCUACUGGCUGACCCAGAUCCGCAGGCCAUCAUCAUCGUCAGUGGCUACCUUGCAAAGUCAAGAACUGCUAGUCCAGUGGAAAUCCUCGUCUUCUCGCCUAUGGCUGGCCGGCUGAGCAAGCCGAGCUGCGUACUCCUAUUGGGACAGAAAAAACUCCGUAGCGACAGUCAGCGAAUAUCCACAGCCAAUUUCGCGGCAGACAGACUGGGGAUCCCGAUGAAGCUUGCUCAGUGGCUCGGUCUCUCCCUCAUCCUGGCAAGGGGAUUUUCCUGGCAAGCCGUCCCUCGUCCAAAAAUAAGAAAGGCGGAGCCAGCGCCAGUGCCAGAGAGCCCUGACAGCGUUCGCAAGUCGCGGCAUCUUCCAGAGCUUCUUCUUCUUCUUGUCCAUCUUGAAACGAGAGUGCUGCCAAAGGGGACUGGUUUCAGGUCCUUUGAGAGCAGUGAAGCUCUUCUCUCGAAGCUGCUGUGUUUUUCUUUACUCCCGUCAGUUCAUUCAUUGCAUCUAUAUCUCCCUGGCUGGUUCCAGUUCAUACAUUUCUUCCUGUUCCUUUUGUUCUUUUCAUAUCUUCAUUUCUUCAUAUACGUUCUACUGGUUGUCAAUCGCAUCAAGAUGGCUACUUCGGCUACCACGACGUUAAUGACAUUCCUUGUACGGACUCCUCCUUCAGCCCGGUCCGUCCGCCUGUUUGGCUCAUGGGACAACUUUGCAAAGGGCUACCCCAUGGAAAAGGACUCGCGUACCGGCAGAGGCCAUUGGAGAGGAUGCCACACCUUCACCAACAUUAUCUGCGAUGGCCACGGGAAUCCGAUCUAUCCGGGUCGAGAUGGUGGCCUGAAGAUGGGCGGGACUUACUGGUACUACUAUGUCCUUGACGGUGACUUGGAUUUUUAUAAUGAGUCUGAAGCCUGGACGACAUCGUGCCCUUUGCUACCUGGACAGCCGCUCAACGUGCUUAAUGUCCCUAUAUACCUACCUCCAUCAGUCAUUUCACAUGGCCGGAACGGGAGUGCAAGCUCCCAGCUGUCGGUUCCGCAGACCAUGAAUCCUGAUGACAAGUAUGUCAACCCAAGGCCACCACCGCGCCCUCAACUGCCCCGGCUGGUCACUUCUCCUGCUGCCCUGGCACCGCAGGAGGCUCGUGGGUCUCUCGCGUCUCCUGGACCUCAAACGCAUGGCAGGAGCUUCUCCCAGCCCCGAGCCGCUAGUCGCAAGUUCAAGGUUGGCGGCAAACUAUCCCUAGACCUGAAACUCCCCAUGAGCAGCCUUGCUCCUAAAUCAUCUGGACUUCGUACUGCAUUCUUCAACCGUGUGUCUCCUCGCUCAGCCACUUACGAGACCUCGGAGAAGAACACGAAAGUGCCAGAGAUAUCCUUGACCAGAGACACUCCCGUGCUUGAGCAGAGUCAUCAAACCCCAACGAAGAAUUAUCAUCUGCGUCCAGAAUACCCGGGCACUUCCUCAUCCUUAGCUUCUCCGUGUGGUUCGCCUGCAGACCUCGUCAUUGACGACAGGUUUCCCGAACAGGAGAAUACGAACUACCACCCGAAUAUAAAGACUAAUUGCCAUACCUUGGACCCAUUAUACCAAACAGGCCAACCCCAAGCCCGCUCCAGGUCCCGAAGCCCUGCCCAAACACCGUUGAGGAAUUCUGUCAAUUACGAUUCCAGUCCAAGCCAGAACACCACGGCUGCUAACACUGCCACCACAUAUCCUUCAACAGUGGAAGUACCGUGCAAGCUCGACGCCCAUGAACCUCUAUCUCCCAUCGACCUCUACACCAAGCGUCUUCCCACACUUCCCAACAGUCCCUCUUCCGUCUUGGAUGAAACAUUCAACUCCACAUGGACAUCCACACCUUCAUACCAACCCCUCGACCUCAACCAUUUACAAAGCCACUUCUCCAAGUCCACCGUCGACUCCUCCUCUCCGAGCUUGACCCCCUCCCCUCAUGAAUCCCCUCUACUUCCAUGUGGAAGCCGUUUCUCCGACUGCAGCACCGACACCGAAAUAAUUUCCCCAUGCUCCAUGACAUCAUCGUCCACCUUGAACAACGAUGGCAACUCUCCUGCAAACUACAGUUUCUCGGCAAGUACCUCGCUAGAAAGUAACUUGUCUGAUAUCUGUCAAGACUCUACGCACAACAACUAUCUGGACGCUUUUGGCCUGUCUAACCUGCAUAUCGGUCAAGACGAGACCAAGGAUGCAGAACCUGCCUUCUCAUGGAUGACAUCUGAUCCCUUCAGCGACGAGAAGAUCAGUCUUUGUGGGAAAACCGAUGCAUCCUCAGCUACCAUCACCGCCAAAACACAUGGCUACAGCUCUAACAGUGACCAGGCUGAAGCUACCAUCAACAGUAUGAUGCAGGAGCUGAUUGAGGAUAUGGGGUAUCUCGGCGAUAUGAUUGAUGCGUAUCCCGAGCAGAUCUAA
Trichophyton benhamiae CBS 112371 is the source of this 2622-nucleotide messenger RNA. RefSeq lists its product as uncharacterized. The coding region runs from base 1 to 2622 and encodes 873 amino acids. The record is from RefSeq and is a predicted model, not a curated record. The transcript has 5 exons. Lineage: Eukaryota; Fungi; Ascomycota; Eurotiomycetes; Onygenales; Arthrodermataceae.